GACAUCACUUCCUGCAGGAAGCCGCCCGCUCCCUUCUCACCCGCUUUGUGUUUCAGCCCGGGAGGCGCCUUUUCCGCCUGGGGGGGGACCCGGGGGGGGCACCCCAAAACCAGCCACACACCCCCCACACACACUGCCCCACGGCUGCCCCACACCUCCCGAGACGGGGAGUUGCCACAUUUCCUGCACCCCAGAUCCGCUCCACAGCUCGGAAGGAGUGACACCGUCUGAGGGGCAGCAUGGAGCCUGAGGAAGGGUUUAACGGGCCCCCCACGCCUGGCGCUCGCGCCGCUGUCGCCAUCAUCGGGGCUGAGGAUGAGGACUUCGAGAACGACAUCGAGCCAAACCCCGAGGAGCAGAGCAGCCUCUUCCAGAGCCUGGAGCUGCUGCGGCAGCAUCCCGCCUAUCUCAUGGCCUUCCUGCAACACGUCGUCCUCCAGUUCGACUCCUGCCCUGUGCUCUGCUACCUGCAUGUGGACAUGCUGCGGCGCAUGAACCCCAAAGAGGGCAAGAAGCAGUUCCUGGAGUUCUGCCACAUGUUCCUGGACAAGGCGGGGCUGCUGCGGGUGCCCGUCCCUCCCCACGUGCAGUUCGAGCUGGACCGAACGCGCCCUGAGCUGCUGCCUGAGGAGCUGCAGCGGCGCUACCUGCAGGAGAUCCAGGGGUGCCAGGAGCCCGAGAUCAGCCGCCAGCUCGAGGACUUCAGGUCAAAGCGGCUGAUGGGGAUGACGCCGGGCGAGCCCGAGCUGGCGGAGCUGGAGUCGUACCGCACGCGCGAUCUCGGCAUCCGCGACGCCAAAGAGCGGCAGCUGGCGGAAAUCCUGCUCGCCCGCCUCGAGGAGAUGCACCUCACUAUUUCUUCUGACGAGGAGAAAAGCUCUGCCAUCUUCGGGGCCAUCGUGGCCUACAUGAAGCACUUGGGGGUCAAACCCAAGGGGGGGGACGGCAAAAAAUCCCGGUCCAACUUCUUCCGCAAGAAGAUUUCGGGGGGCAAGAAGCCGGAGGAGCUGCCGGCGAAGGCGCGCAGGGGGUUCUCGCUGCCGGGGGCCGCGCUCUGGGGCCGAGACGCACACAACACAGAUUUCAGGCAGAACAAAGGCCCCGAGGGCGAAGCUGAAAAGGCACCGAAGGGCCUGAGAACGGAGGGGGGGCCCCCACGGCCGCGGGGGGGGGCAGCCGGGACCCCCGACCCCCCUGGCACGGCUGUCACCAUCAAUGCCCCUUCGGGGGAGGGCACCGAGGGUGAGCCAGGCUCGGAACCCUCAGAGCUGGGAGAGCCCCCCCCAUCUCGCCCCCCCCCAGACCCCCCUGCGGGCGAAAUGCACCCCCCGGAGGAGGGGGCUGAGAACGAGAGAAGACGGAUCAGGCUCCCCGGGAGGUUGGGGCGCUCCGAGAGCCUGCGCGUGUCGGACCGGAGGCGCUCGCAGCGCACCAAAGCCAAGCAGCUGCGCUCCCGCAGCGACGUCGACCUGCAGGCGCCGCCGCGCCCCGAGCAAGGGCCCCCCCGUCGGCGCCCCACCCUGGAGCCGGGGGGGCCGGGGGGGGGUGACCCCCCGCAGUCCUUUCUGCCUCCCCAGUCUGAGGAGACUGAGCCGCGCGUUGCGGAGCUGGAGCUGGAGCCGCCGGCGUGGCGGCAGCUCUGCGCCCCCGACGCACUCCUCAGGCUGAAGAAGAGUGAGAUCAAGCGGCAAGAGGUCAUCAACGAGCUGUUCCUGACGGAACACGCGCACGUGCGGAUGCUGCGGGUGCUGCUGGAGCUCUUCUAUCAGCCCAUGCUGCGCGAGGGCUUCUUCGACGAGCAGGAGCUCGCCAACAUCUUCCCCAGCCUCGAAGACCUAGUGGAGGUGCACACCCUGUUCCUUGACAGCCUGAAGAGGCUGCGGGAGGAGAGCGGCUACGUCAUCGCAGCCAUCGGGGACGUCCUGCUGGCGCGGUUCGAGGGCACGGAGGGCAGCUGGUUCCAGAAGAUCUCGGCGCGGUUCUGCAGCCGCCAGUCCUUCGCGCUGGAGCAGCUCAAGGCGAAACAGCGCAAGGACGCACGAUUCUGCCAGUUCAUACAGGAAGCGGAGAGCCAGCCGCGGUGCCGCCGGCUGCAGCUGCGGGACAUUAUCCCCACGGAGAUGCAGCGCCUCACCAAGUACCCACUGCUGCUGCACAGCAUCACCAAGUGCACAGAGGCUGCGGACGAGCGCGCCAAGGUGGAGCAGGCGGCUGAGUGCUGCCGGCAGAUCCUGAACCACGUCAACCAGGAGGUGCGGGACAUGGAGAAUCUGAUGAAGCUGAAGGAUUACCAGCGGCGCUUGGAUCUCUCCAACCUGAAGCAGAGCACGGACCCACUGCUCAGCGAGUUCAGGAACAUGGACAUCACCAAGCGGAACCUGGUGCACGAGGGACCCCUGACCUGGCGCCUCACGCGGGACAAGGCUGUGGAGGUGCAGGUGCUUCUGCUGGACGAUCUGCUGGUGCUGCUGCAGCGGCAGGAGGAGCGGCUGGUGCUGCGCUGCCACAGCCGCACCAUCACCCCCGCGCCCGACGGCAAACAGAUGCUGAGCCCCGUCAUCCGGCUCAGCUCCGCCAUGACGCGCGAGGUGGCCACAGAUCACCGAGCCUUCUACGUCAUUAUCAGCUGGGAGGGGGGGGCGCAGAUCUAUGAGCUGGUGGCACAGAGCCCUGCGGAGAGAAAAAACUGGUGUGCGUUGAUCAGCGAGACAGCCGGGUCCCUCAAGCUGCCGGGGUCCCAGCGGGCAAAGCCCCCCCGCCCGGGUGGGGGGUCCCACAGCCCCCUCUGCGGGUUUCGGGAGCCCCUGCUGAGUAGCUCAGAGAAUGGGGGGGCCCUGAAGGAGCCCCUGGACGAGCGCGAGCAGGCGGGGGCCGUGGAGGGGACGGAGGGUCCUGAGCGCCCAGCGGGGGCGGCCGAGGCCGAGCGGGAGCUGCUGACGCUGGGGAGACCCCAGACCCGGGCGGGGGUCGAGGGGGGGCUGGCAGCCGGCGCCCUGCGACGAGUGUCGGCGCUGAAGCAGCUGCUGCCGCCGGCGGCCGGGGGGGCCGGUGAUGGGGCCACGUCCCCCCCUGAGGAGGCCUGGGGGCGCCCCGGGCUGAACCCCCACCCCGAGGAGCGCCGGGACGCGGGCGAUGGCGCCGAGAGCGAAGGCGAGGGCCGGGGGCAGCACCCCGAGGGGGGGGGCACAGGGCCCCCCCCCAAUGGCCCCCGCUCCCCGCAAUGGGGGUCUCGGGGGGGAGAGGCGGGGGGGACACCCCUGGCGCUGCCCCCCUCCCAGGCAGCCUGGCUGGCCGAGGAGCUGCGGGGGCUGGAGGAGGCGCUGCAGGGGCUGAAGGAGAUCGAGGAGCGGUUCUGGCAGCUCCAGCAGUUCCUGUCCCAGCGCAGCUCCGGCGGUUGCCUCUUCACAUGAGGGGGGGGUCCCCCCCUAUCAGAUACGGGUGUCCCCCCCCACCACACUAUGGGGCAGCCCCACAUCAGCCGCAUCCGGAUGCCUGCAAAGACACACCCCCCCCUCCCCCCCAUUUACUCCAGGACCAUUUGGGGAGGGGGGGCACCCCCAUCUGUGUGUGUGGGAGGGCAAUAUAUGGGGCUGGGGAGGCCAAUCUAUGGG
Molecule: messenger RNA, 3611 nt
Organism: Cuculus canorus (common cuckoo)
Lineage: Eukaryota; Metazoa; Chordata; Aves; Cuculiformes; Cuculidae
Gene: ARHGEF1
Product: Rho guanine nucleotide exchange factor 1
Exons: 33
Coding region: 240-3410 (1056 amino acids)
Biological process (GO): G protein-coupled receptor signaling pathway
Cellular component (GO): cytoplasm
Molecular function (GO): G protein-coupled receptor binding; guanyl-nucleotide exchange factor activity
Source: RefSeq, a predicted model, not a curated record